AUGACUUUCCUCGAAAAUUGCAGGGACCUAGUAGUAAAAAAGAACAAAAAGGAGAGUGCGUCAUUACGUCCUAGCAGGAGCUUGGGUUCACGGAUCCACGGAUUGAUACACAGGAUCGAGGCUUUUGCCCAAGUUUCCCGGGUCGGUUUUGUUCUUGUCGGUCGCGGGACGUGUGGGACCCUAUCAAAUGCUUUUGAGAAGUUGAAAAAUAUGGCACCCAAUAUGAAUCCCUCACGCUUGGCUUGGGUUAGGCUGUCCAUAAACACGAGCAUGUUUGCCACACAAGGGCGGUUUGGGAGAAAUGCGUGUUGA
This is a messenger RNA of Opisthorchis viverrini, 312 nucleotides long. RefSeq lists its product as hypothetical. The record is from RefSeq and is a predicted model, not a curated record. The coding region runs from base 1 to 312 and encodes 103 amino acids. Lineage: Eukaryota; Metazoa; Platyhelminthes; Trematoda; Opisthorchiida; Opisthorchiidae. The transcript is spliced from 2 exons.